AUGAAGUAUCUUGGAAUUGCCGCUGCCAUUGCCUUGCUGCUGACACUCUCCGCCAGCCAGGGGACGGCCAAGCCGGGUAAGUAAGCAUUUUGGGAUACAAAAUCGGAAAUCUAUAUGCAUAUAAGCCCCGCACCACCAGAGAUGUGCAGCCAAAGGCCUGCGAUGGCGGGCAUGGAACAGGAUACGGCUUCUUGCAUGGCUUUCAUGCCGGCCUGGACCUAUGAUGCCACAAAGAACGCCUGCUCCGAGUUCAUUUAUGGCGGCUGCGGUGGAAAUUCCAAUCAGUUCUCCUCCCAAAUUGAGUGCGAAAAGGCCUGCAAGGACUGAAACAAUCGGGAAAAACCUACUCAGAAAUAAAAACAAA
Molecule: messenger RNA, 364 nt
Organism: Drosophila serrata
Lineage: Eukaryota; Metazoa; Arthropoda; Insecta; Diptera; Drosophilidae
Product: kunitz-type serine protease inhibitor PPTI
Molecular function (GO): serine-type endopeptidase inhibitor activity
Source: RefSeq, a predicted model, not a curated record